AUGGCGAAAUCUUACUCAAAGUCUGAAUUUCAUAAUUUAAUGGAGAAAGUGGAGGUAGUUGAUGUUAUGGUGAAGAAUUACUUGGAGUUGGCGGGAUACGAUAAGUGGGCUAGGUCAUAUGCAACAAUUCAUAGGGGAUGGACCUUAACAUCAAAUAUUGCAGAGUCAAUUAAUGUUGCACUGGUAUCAGCUAGAGAACUUCCAAUAUAUGAUUUUCUAGAGGAAGUUAUACCAGCGUCAGAGUACGUCUAUACUGUCCACGAUAAGGAGAAACAUUUUAUAGUUUGUCUAAAGGAAAAAAAUGUUCUUGUCAUGCAUGAGAUACCAUGUGUGCAUGCUUGUGUUGUACUUGAUAGCAAGAAUCUUGAAAAAGGACCAUAUUGCUCUAAUCUAUACAAGCCAAAAAUUGUACUGAGAACGUAUAAUCUUUCUGUUUAUCCUCUACCACAUAAAGAUCACUG
Molecule: messenger RNA, 461 nt
Organism: Capsicum annuum
Lineage: Eukaryota; Viridiplantae; Streptophyta; Magnoliopsida; Solanales; Solanaceae
Exons: 2
Source: RefSeq, a predicted model, not a curated record